GAGGUCGACAUGACUAUCUCAGCUCUCCAAGUGAGCCAACAGACACUAGCCGAAAGACCUCCUCCUCAGAGAGGCGGUUCCAGAGAAGCGAGGGAGUGGUCUUUUUUUGACUUUGUUGAUCCAACCUCCUGGAACAAGUUGGACAACCGCGACAGAUUGGUUUGGCAUCUGGUCCCCAACGUGACUUUGACGAACUAUUCUCCCGCACAACAGGCUCACAUCACCAACCGACUACCUACGAUCUCCAGAGUAUGCGGACAGUUUAGUAGCCGGGGGAUUGGACUCUGCUUACAACAUUCAUAUCGCGGUGCUGAGUCGCAUACGAAGUACCAAUAUUGGGGUUGUGAGGGUAGGCCCGCUGAUUUUGCCAAGUCGCAAUUCGUGGAUCAGGCAUUUUGCAUGUACUCGAGAUGAUUCCCAAAACCACAUUGAAAUCAUUGACCCGGAUUUUCUGCCACCGGGCCGGACCCUGGUGUUGCCACCAGUAGUAUCAAAUGGAAGUACGACUGCGGCUAAGAAGUAGACCGAACAAGAAUGGAAACCACUGGCCAGCUUUCCAGCCACG
This is a messenger RNA of Capronia epimyces CBS 606.96, 565 nucleotides long. RefSeq lists its product as uncharacterized. Lineage: Eukaryota; Fungi; Ascomycota; Eurotiomycetes; Chaetothyriales; Herpotrichiellaceae. The transcript has a single exon. The coding region runs from base 10 to 414 and encodes 134 amino acids. The record is from RefSeq and is a predicted model, not a curated record.